AUGGGCUCGAUUGUAUUAAAAAGUCUAUCAAUUCUAUUGGGGGUGUUUUUUAUAUUUGUUGGGAUAACUAAACUAACUCCGUUUAUUUCUAAGGAAUUGCAUAAAGAUUUGAGGAAAGAAUAUGUGAGAUAUGCAAAAGUGUUUCCUUUAACCGAAAUGUUGGAUUUCAAAUUACCAUCGAAAUGGUACAGAAGAACCGUUGGUGGACUAGAAAUACUCUUCGGCCUGGCGAUGGCAGCCAUUCCUAGCCACAAGGUAAAGAAUGCGGCCAACGUGGGGCUAGUGCUGCUGAUGAUACUGGCUGCCUACUCCCACGUGAUGGUGGGCGAUCCUUUCGACCGCUGCGCCCCCGCGCUGGUCUUCUUCUUCAUGCUCAGCGGCCGGCUGGUCGUGUGGUAUCAGACCAGCCGACGCGAAGCGUUAGAAAAAGCAGCCUCAACGCAGAACGGAAACGGUCUCAAGAGGGAC
Iphiclides podalirius (scarce swallowtail) is the source of this 468-nucleotide messenger RNA. The record is from the annotation of a GenBank genome assembly. Lineage: Eukaryota; Metazoa; Arthropoda; Insecta; Lepidoptera; Papilionidae.